CCUUAUUCAGAGGUGAAGCAAUAGGAAGAAAUGGGGUAGCCUUAAACACCACGAAAUUAUGAGAGCCCUCGAGUUUUUCCAUACUGUGGAUGAUUUUUGCUUUACUGCAAAGCACAAUCGACUGUCGCACAACUAACAGCACAAGUUCGAUCACAGCAGAUUGGGCUAUAUCUACAGAUCUGGAUGAAUAUGGGUGGUGGAACAACUCCUAGAGUUCGAUUGGUUCGAUGUCCGAAAUGCCGAUUACUUCUUCCAGAAGUCGAAAACAUUCCGGUAUACAAGUGUGGUGGAUGUGACACAGUUCUUGUAGCUAAAAACCGAAGAGCCAUCGUAGAAAGCAUGUCCUUCUUGCAAGAAACAGGAGCUUCUGGUUCAGAUAAAUUGGUUCAUGUAUCUGAAAAUGGAGAAUCUAGCAGCUCAACACCACAGAAGGUUCACUUGAGUCAAGAAAGUGGCUCUCAAUCUGGGGAUCUUGAUGAUAAUUUAUCCAUUGAAGGGCAUUGUAAUGAUCGAAAAACGUCCCGAGAUACUGAUAAAAAAUGUGGAAAUCUGGAUGAAAACGGAUCAAAUGAUGGGCGGGAAAAAGGAAGUGGACAGUUACAGUUGGAAUCUUCAGAAGAUUGCAAUGUUCAGCAGCAAGGAGUUUCCAUUGAAUGCUUUUCACCCACAGAACUUCACCAUGAGAAUGAGGAGUUGAUGGUAGAAGAGGCAAAUGACAAAACAUUGCAGUUAGAAGGUUCUUAUUCGGAAUCAAAGUCUAACAAAAUCGAUUCCAAUAUCCAAGACCGAAGCUUCGACGACCCAUAUGCUGCAGGAGAGAGUAAUUUAACUGUUACUGCUAGUGCAGCAGCAGGGGAAGUCAUGUCAUCUGAUAAUCUUUUCUCUUCUCCGAAUGAACUUAUGGAGCAACCUCAGAGAAGUGAAAAUCGUGUGUUCGACCACGUAAGCCCUACAGAGUCCUUUGAAACUUCGGAUUUUGUCAGCCCUUGCUCAGAGCUCAGUGAUCCUGAUCUUGGAUAUUUGUCUAAAUCCACUACCACACGAACCUCUCAUGCUUAUGAUGGCAGUAUCUCUUCUUAUGAUAGAAUGGAUGAUCAAUUCCUAGACCAGCAAAUACAUUCAUUCAAGAAUAAUUAUAAGGCUGCUAACUAUCUUGUUCGCGAAGAAAGGAAAAGAAAAGAUAACUUGCCUGCCAAAGGCUUGAUGAAUGGUAAUGCAAGAAAUUUUUCAUCAGAUUUGUCGAAUAAGAAGCCUUAUAGCACAGCAAAAUACAGCAAGUGGCAUCGAGAUGAAGCAGUAGAGCCAGUGUUGCAUCAGCGUCCACCCGGAAGCUGGACAAAAUUAGUGAGAGAUGAAUAUCCAUUUCGACAUCCUUUCUCUCAAAGGGCGUCCUUGCGUGGAUACGAAAAUGCCGGUCCUUCACGUGGAUUGCAUGACGAGUUCCCUGAGUACAGUGAACAAGAAAACAUGAAAAUGUUAAGAAUGGUGCGUGAACUGCAGGAUCAGAUUAGCAAAACAUGCAAUCUGAAUGGAAGAAAGACCAGAGGAAGGGCUUCCAUUGAUGUACCUUGGAGGCAAAAGCAUUGUCCUACAUAUUACUAUCCCCAGGAAGAAAAUUUUUAUCCGACGCAUGAGAUUGACAACUCCUGUACAUUCUUCCAUCCUCAAAGGUGGCCACGUUCAGAACAGUUGCCUCCGCCAAUGUUUCGACAAGCCCAAGGAUAUUGUAGAGCCCAAUCGGGUCAUCCUUGUUAUAAAUGCUACAGCAAUCACCCCUCUAGUCCCCACAGAUAUUUGGAGUCUGAUUUUUCUAGUUGGAGCCAUGAAAUGAUAUCUGGUACUAGAGAUCACGAAUUGAAGAGGUAUUCAAGAGACAAACAUUACUCGGUUAGGCGACAUCGCCAGCCAACUGCCGGUGGAGCACCAUUUGUAACUUGUUAUCAUUGCUUCAGACCACUGGAGCUGCCGGGUGAUUUUCUGCUUUCCAAAAGGAGGUUCCAUCAGCUAAAAUGUGGUGGUUGUUCUAAGGUACUUACGUUUUCACUUCAAAAUGGAAAUCAUGUCGUUCCUUAUGAACCGGUUGGAACCAGAACGUCCACCGUGCAAAGUGGAGACCUUCAGAGAUGCGAUGAAUGCAAGAAUUAAGAAUAUAUUGAAAUCCAACAUCUUGUAAACCAUGGUUAUGUGAGAGCAGAUAUGUCUUACUCGAUUAUGAUGGGAGAUUCAUGUAAAAGACAGUAUGGGCUGAAAUUGAAUAGCAUUGAUCUGGUUCUUUUGUAACAGUACAGCGCAUCAGUGAAAUUGAAUAGCAUUGUUGCUAGGUCCUUCCUUUCUCCUCUCAUUGCUUCUCCUUUGUUCAGCUAAUAAUUUUUAGGGUUUUCCCAUCAAUCCAAGUGUAGUAGGAAUUGUGGCAGGAAAGGAAAAAGAAAGCGUUUUCUAACGAUAUAGGGAUGCAGCUUUGCAUC
Molecule: messenger RNA, 2465 nt
Organism: Hibiscus syriacus
Lineage: Eukaryota; Viridiplantae; Streptophyta; Magnoliopsida; Malvales; Malvaceae
Product: protein ENHANCED DISEASE RESISTANCE 4-like
Exons: 3
Coding region: 184-2145 (653 amino acids)
Biological process (GO): regulation of defense response to fungus
Source: RefSeq, a predicted model, not a curated record